GCGCCGCCGGCGGUGGGGCGGGGGGACCUGGAGGGACUAGUUUGCUCGCGCCGCUGCGCGUGGUGACGUCAGAGCGGAAGCGCACGCUGCGUAAAGCGGCUCCGAACGCGGCGGUCACGGGCACAUCCGUCGCGCCGAGGACGCUGGUUAGUUUCGCUCCGGGUUCCGGCUGCGUCGGGCGUGCGUGCAGCUCGCGGAGACUAUGGCGUCCGGGCCUCACCCGACAGCGACCGCUGCCGCCGCCAGCUCGUCGGCCGCCGCCCCCAGCGCGGGCGGCUCGAGCUCGGGGACCACGACCACGACGACGACCACGUCGGGAGGGAUUCUGAUCGGAGACCGCCUCUACUCGGAAGUUUCUCUCACCAUCGACCACUCGCUGAUCCCGGAGGAGCGGCUGUCGCCCACCCCGUCCAUGCAGGAUGGGCUCGACCUGUUUAGCGAGACGGACUUGCGCAUCCUGGGCUGCGAGCUCAUCCAAGCCGCCGGCAUCCUCCUCCGCCUGCCGCAGGUGGCGAUGGCAACGGGGCAGGUGUUGUUCCAUCGGUUCUUCUACUCCAAGUCUUUCGUCAAACACAGUUUCGAGAUUGUUGCCAUGGCUUGUAUUAAUCUUGCAUCAAAAAUCGAAGAAGCGCCCCGAAGAAUAAGAGACGUGAUUAAUGUGUUCCACCACCUACGCCAGUUAAGAGGAAAAAGGACUCCAAGCCCCCUCAUCCUUGAUCAGAACUACAUUAACACCAAAAAUCAAGUUAUCAAAGCAGAGAGGAGGGUGCUAAAGGAGUUGGGAUUUUGUGUUCAUGUCAAGCAUCCCCAUAAGAUCAUUUUUAUGUAUUUACAAGUCUUAGAAUGUGAACGUAAUCAAACCCUGGUUCAAACUGCCUGGAAUUAUAUGAAUGACAGUCUUCGAACCAAUGUAUUUGUUCGAUUUCAACCAGAGACUAUAGCAUGUGCUUGCAUCUACCUUGCAGCUAGAGCUCUUCAGAUUCCAUUGCCCACUCGUCCCCAUUGGUUUCUUCUUUUUGGUACUACUGAAGAGGAGAUCCAGGAUAUCUGUGUAGAAACUCUUAGGCUUUAUACCAGGAAAAAGCCAAACUAUGAAUUGCUGGAAAAAGAAGUAGAGAAAAGAAAAGUGGCCUUACAAGAAGCCAAAUUAAAAGCAAAGGGAUUGAAUCCUGAUGGAACUCCAGCCCUUUCAACCCUUGGUGGAUUUUCUCCAGCCUCUAAACCAUCAUCACCAAGAGAAGUAAAGGCUGAAGAGAAGUCACCUAUCUCCGUUAAUGUGAAGAUGGUCAAAAAAGAACCUGAAGACAGACAGCAGGCUUCCAAAAGCCCUUAUAAUGGUGUAAGAAAAGACAGCAAGAGAAGUAGAAAUAGCAGAAGUGCAAGUCGAUCAAGGUCAAGAACACGAUCACAUUCUAGAUCACAUACUCCAAGAAGACAUUAUAAUAAUAGGCGGAGUCGAUCUGGAACAUACAGCUCGAGAUCAAGAAGCAGGUCCCGCAGUCACAGUGAAAGCCCAAGAAGACAUCACAAUCAUGGUUCUCCUCACCUUAAGGCCAAGCAUACCAGAGAUGAUUUAAAAAGUUCAAAUAGACAUGGUCAUAAAAGGAAAAAGUCUCGUUCUCGAUCUCAGAGCAAGUCUCGGGAUCACUCAGAUGCGGCCAAGAAACACAGGCAUGAAAGGGGACAUCACAGGGACAGGCGUGAAAGAUCUCGCUCCUUUGAGAGGUCCCAUAAAGGCAAGCAUCAUGGUGGCAGCCGCUCAGGACAUGGCAGGCACAGGCGCUGACUUUCUCGGUUGAGCCUGCAUCAAUUCCUGGUUUUGCCUGUCUACAGUGUGAUGUAUGGACUCAUAAUCAAAACAUUAAAAGCAAACUGAUUAGGAUUUGAUUUCUUAAAACCCUCUAGGUCUCUAGAAACACUGAGGACAAUUUCUCUUGAAAAGAACUAUUAAUUUUUUUUUUUUUUUUUUUUUUGCACAUUAAAAUGCCCUAGCAGUAUCUAAUUGAAAACCAUGGUCGGGUUCAAUUGUACUUAUAGUUGUGUAUUGUUUAUUGCUAUAAGAACUGGAGUGUGAAUUCUGUAAAAAUGUAUCUUAUUUUUAUACAGAUAAAAUUGCAGACACUGUUCUAUUUAAGUGGUUAUUUGUUUAAAUGAUGGUGAAUACUUUCUUAACACUGGUUUGUCUGCAUGUGUAAAGAUUUUUACAAGGAAAUAAAAUACAAAUCUUGUUUUUCUAAA
Molecule: messenger RNA, 2238 nt
Organism: Myotis lucifugus (little brown bat)
Lineage: Eukaryota; Metazoa; Chordata; Mammalia; Chiroptera; Vespertilionidae
Gene: CCNL1
Product: cyclin L1
Exons: 11
Coding region: 203-1786 (527 amino acids)
Biological process (GO): regulation of transcription by RNA polymerase II
Cellular component (GO): nucleus
Molecular function (GO): cyclin-dependent protein serine/threonine kinase regulator activity
Source: RefSeq, a predicted model, not a curated record